Molecule: messenger RNA, 1916 nt
Organism: Silurus meridionalis
Lineage: Eukaryota; Metazoa; Chordata; Actinopteri; Siluriformes; Siluridae
Gene: cyria
Product: family with sequence similarity 49 member A
Exons: 13
Coding region: 337-1311 (324 amino acids)
Biological process (GO): regulation of actin filament polymerization
Molecular function (GO): small GTPase binding
Source: RefSeq, a predicted model, not a curated record
GCGACCUGGGAAGGGUUAGGAUUUAGACAGGACCACAGUGGAGAAGUCCGCCGAGGGAGAAGUACAGGCAAACCGUAUACUAAUGGAAGCUAGAGCGAGCCUUUCAUCGCCACUUCUCAUAUUUCAUACCCACCUUUGUUGGUGCUACAUCAAGGCGAGAGGAACAUUUUGAUUAAUCACUGGCAGCCAUUAACCUGAAGGUGGAAUGCUGUCUGGGGGAAGUGUAAACCAAUCACCAGGAAACUGACCCAGGCUGCUAGUGCUGGUAGUCAAGAAAUCAAGAACAAGCGGAUGAUAUAAAAGAAACCACACAUUUUCCUCCAGAUAAGAAACCAAAUGGGGAAUCUUUUAAAAGUGCUCACUUGCACAGAGUUUGAUCAGGGGCCAAACUUUUUCCUUGACUUUGAAAAUGCACAGCCCACAGAGUGCGAGUGUGACGUGUGGAACCAGGUGAACGCCGUCCUCCAGGAAUCCGAGAGCAUCCUGUCAGGCCUGCAGGCUUACAAAGGAGCAGGAAUGGAGAUCAGAGAUGCUAUACAGAAUCCCAAUGAUUUACUGCUACAAGAGAAGGCGUGGAAAUCUGUGUGUCCGCUCGUCAUCCGGCUCAAGCAGUUUUACGGCUUCUCGCUGAAACUGGAGAAAGCCCUGCAGAGCCUGCUCGAGUCUCUGACCUGUCCACCUUACACUCCCACUCAGCACCUGGAGAAGGAGCAGGCCCUCGCCAAGCAGUUUGCUGAGAUCCUGCAUUUCACGCUCCGAUUCGACGAGCUCAAGAUGCGAAUUCCUGCCAUCCAGAACGACUUCAGUUACUACAGACGAACGAUCAGUCGAAACAGAAUAAACAACAUGAAUCUGGACAUCGAAAAUGAAGUCAACAACGAAAUGGCGAACAGAAUGUCACUGUUUUAUGCUGAGGCCACUCCGAUGCUGAAAACCCUCAGUACAGCGACUACGAACUUUGUGACCGAGAACAAGACUUUGCCCCUGGAGAACACCACAGACUGCCUGAGCACCAUGGCCAGUGUUUGCAAGGUCAUGCUUGAGACUCCUGAUUACACAAGCCGGUUCAACAGCGAAGACACGCUGCUCUUCUGCAUGAGGGUGAUGGUGGGUGUCAUCAUUCUUUAUGACCACGUUCAUCCCAACGGUGCCUUCACCAAGUCCUCAAAAAUAGAUAUGAAGGGAUGCAUAAAGGUCCUGAAAGACCAGCCGGCUGAUAACGUUGAAGGACUCCUUAAUGCUCUGAAAUUCACCACAAAGCAUUUGAAUGACGAGUCGACUCCAAAAAACAUCCGAACAAUGCUUCAGUAAUGUUCCUUUCUUUUUUUUUCUUUUUUUUUCUUUUUCUCUCCUUUUUUCUUUUUUGUUUCUUUUUUUAUAUAAAGAGGAUCAGUGUACAGACCUCAGAAAGAUGUAUAUGUUUACAAUUAUUUAAGAAAUUGAUGUUAAUACUUGUGUAUUUACAUAGCCAUUCCCUCCAGUAUACUUUAAAUUAAAUUGCCAACACACACACACACACACACACACACACACCUCGUAUGGUUUCUCCGUAUCACUUUAAAAUCAACAAUGACGAUUUGUUUUUAACCAAAGUAAUGUGUGUGUGUGUGUGCGUGCGCGCGUGUGUGUGUGUGUGUGUGUGUGUGUAAAUAUAUUCAGGGUGAGCAUAGCAGUGAAAACAAGCUAAAAACAAGUGUUCUCAGUGUGUGUGUUUUUUUUUUUUGGUGCUUUUUCAUUUUUCAUGGGACAGUAAAAAGACAAUUUAAUAAUUACACAUUUCUUUUUUUUUUAUGCUUUUGUUAUACACUUGUUGUUUGUGCUGUUUGCUCUGGUUUAUGCACCUCUGCCUUUAACCCCUUCAUUACUCAAUGCCCCAGCUUUACAUUUUUGAAAUAAAUUUACCUUUUCAGUAUAUU